AUGUACAAAACUGAAGAAAAAAAAAAUAUUUUCAAUCUAAAAAGACAACACUCAAAUCUCCAAUUUUUUGACACCGAUAACUUUAUAAUCAUGGAAGGGUACCUCCACGAAUCCAUGUCUCAUGCGAAGUGGAAAUCAUUAUCUGAAACUGUUGAUGAAUCUAACAACGUAGUUUCAGAUAAUUUCGAUUGUAAUAUUUGUCUAGACACAGUCCAAGAUCCGGUGGUCACACUUUGUGGACAUCUCUAUUGUUGGCCAUGUGUUUACAAAUGGAUUAAUCUUUCACACAAAGUAAAUACUCUAUGCCCUGUAUGCAAAACCAAAAUAUCUGAAAACACUUUAAUUUCAUUAUACAUCCCUACCUUAACCGUAAAACCAAAUUCUCAAGAAAAAAUAGUCUCAAUCCCACGUAGGCCAUGUAGGGUCCACACUAUGCCACAUCAACAACAUAGUUUACGUGACAUUCGACAAGAAGUACCGAAUGUAAUUUUACGGGCAAGCCCGAUAUCUGGGAUGUUUGGUGAAAUGGUGUGCAAGGGGCUUUUUGGAAAUUCGGAAGAUUUGUUGUCUGGUUAUGGAGAUUCGUAUAGUUUAGCAGGGAUGAGUACGCAAAGGGCGAGAAGACAAGCAAUUCGAGAUGAGAGGUCUCUUGGACGAAUUUGUUUUUUCUUGUUAUGUUGUGUAAUGUUGUGUCUCGUUUUAUUUUGAAUAUCCGAUUCCAUGAUAUAUUGUACCUAAAAACUAAAAAGAUAGAAAUUUUGAUAUGUAUCCAUAGAUGGAAUACGACAUAUAUAUAUAGG
Messenger RNA from Lactuca saligna, 800 nucleotides. NCBI's taxonomy places the organism in Eukaryota, Viridiplantae, Streptophyta, Magnoliopsida, Asterales, Asteraceae. The record is from the annotation of a GenBank genome assembly.